GAAGAACUUAUUUGUUUACAAGUUGACUUUAGUGAAAACUUUCGAUUAGGAAAUCAAGAUGCUGUACAAAAUUCGUUUUAUUCACAAGAUGCUGUUUCAUUAUUUACAUCACACAUUUGGUAUUCAGAUGGUGGUCAAUCAUGUGUUUGUGGUUCAAAUAAUUUGACACAUGAUAAAUAUUGCAUUAGUGCAUCACUUGAUAAUUUAUUUAGUCAAUUGAAACAACAAUUUCAACAUUUAAAAGAAACUAAUGUUUUUUCUGAUGGAGCCACCCAACAUUUUAAAUAG
Molecule: messenger RNA, 288 nt
Organism: Rotaria sp. Silwood1
Lineage: Eukaryota; Metazoa; Rotifera; Eurotatoria; Philodinida; Philodinidae
Source: the annotation of a GenBank genome assembly